ACUUUCGACGAGUCGCGAAAGUCGCCGAAAAGUGACAUUUGUGCCAGGCAGCAAAAAAAUGUCGCUGUGGAGAAAUUCAAAAGUUUUUGCAAAAUCUCGUGAAAUUGUGUGAAUUGCAGUGAGUGAAGUGCCUUUGAAAAGAUGCCAGAGAACACCAGCGGAGUGACUUCUGUGCGAAUUGUGUCCGUGGACUACUAUCUGGCCGCUCCAGUGGCCACUUUUGAUGUCGCGUAUUCUGAAUUUCGCGGCUCCACCGUCAAGCGGGUUCCGGUGUUGAGGGUGUUUGGCUCCACGGAGGAGGGGCAGAAAGUCUGUGCUCAUGUCCAUGGAGUCUUCCCGUAUCUCUACAUUCCGAUGGAAGAAGUGGCAGGAGACUCCGAAGCAGCUGCAGCUUACAGCCAAUUCGCCUACCAGAUCACCCAUGCACUGGACAGGGCGCUAAGCGUGGCUCAGGGAAGAGUCUCCAGCACUGGGCAGCAUGUCUUCAAGGCAGUUCCAGUACGCGGAAAGCCUUUUUAUGGCUACCACGCGCGAGAUCAUCUGUUCCUCAAGGUUUACUUCUACAGUCCUGCAAUUGUGAAGAAGGCCGCCAGUCUCCUGCAAAAUGGUGCCAUCUGUGGGCGAGUCUUCCAGGCUCAUGAAUCCCAUGUGCCUUACAUUCUGCAGUUCUUCAUCGACUACAAUCUCUACGGCAUGAGUUUCCUCCAUGCCAAAAACGAAAGUGUUCGGUUUCGGAUUGAAGGAGACCCAGAAGGAGUGCCACCAAUGGCCACGACUAGCCUUGAGAUGGACAUCUCGGCUAGUGGGAUUCUCAACCGGACAAGUGGUCGCCUGUCCGGAUCUGAGCAUCAGAAUCCGGGAAUUGCAGCAAUUUGGGAGGAUGAAUUGCGUCGAAGGAGAACGAUGAAUGAGGAAGAUCUGCCACCAAUUGAAGUUCCAGAAUCGCAAGAUCGACCCAGAGCAAUGCCAACGGACUCCGAUAGAUCAUUCAGGGAAGUCCUGAGGAGGAAGCUGGCUAAUGAGCAAUCGGACAAAAGUAUUGUGGAAAGUGAGAAUUCAGUACAAAGUGGAAGGAAGUUUGAUCUUUCGGUUCUUCUCAAUAAUUCCGUUUAUCCGGCGACUUGUCCGAAAAAUCUCAGACUUCCCGAAGCAUUAAUGGUUCCUGAUCAUGUUUUUGGGAGAGAAAGUGGCUUCACGCCAGUCGAGGAGGAUGACAGGAGCUUCCUGGAUUCAUCACUUAUCAAUGAAAGCAUUGUCCUCAGUCUCGAAAAUCGAUCACAAAAUCCAAAUGAUACCCUAACUGAGGAUGAUCUCAAACUGCUGGCUAUUAUGGAACAGCUGGAAGAAGGUGAAGAUCGUGAGAUUGAUCUCGACAGUACUCUUGCACCUCUGAGUCAGCCAAGUCAAAAAUCAGUAAAUUCCCAACUGAGAAAGCUCAGUCAGAGCCAAGAAAAUCGUAUUGAAGAAUGCGAUGAUCGCACGAGUGAUCACGAAGACCUUUUCGAUGAAUUCGAUGAAGAUCUCAUCAAUGAAUUCAAUGAGACGAUGGAUUUUGAGGAGAGAGGCAAUGAGCCUAUUCCCCAGCUCGAUGGUGAACAUGAAGUGCAAAAGCAGAGUCCAACGAGGUUCAUGAAGAAGAGGAAUAGUUUAACGAGGGAGAGUCCCAAGGGGAGUCCAAAAGAAAGUCCGAAGGAUAGUCCAAAGAAAAGCCCAAAAUCACCGAAGAAGAAUCAUUUUAAACCAUUGGACAUCAUCAUAUCGCCAUCUGGUGCGUCAAAGAGGAAACGGUCUAAUGACCAUGUGACACCGUUUAAAUUUAAAAGUAUCCUAAAGACCCCUUCAACGGGGACACCUUGCACCCCAAAUGGUCACGCAAGUGAUCCUCCUAAGAAAAAGCUUAAGUUUGACAAUGUCGUAAUUGUCAAUGGAUGCUUCAAGCAAGCGCUGGACUUUACGCCCAAGCGUCAACAUAAGGAAUUGGAGAUGUCGAAGAAUUUCAAGUCUAAGCUUGAGAUUCCACCCAAAAAACCUAAUUAUGCUAGUUUAAUGGCUAAGUUUGGGAUAAAGAAGUGUGAGGUGCGUCUAACGCGGGUAAACAUUGAUGGGUACAGUGAGAAGAUGAUGAAAAAGAAGCCUAGAGGCAGAACAAAGGUGACACCAACGAAGGCACUUACAAAGAAGGAGUUUAAAGACAUUAUCAACAAUUCACCGAUUGUAUCGGUUGCGCGGCUUGAAUCUAUUGACAUUUUGAAGUUUUCGGGGGAGGGGGAGGAGAAGACGACUGAAAAGAAGGGAAGGUCAUCCAAUGAUAAAGCGCACAAAUAUGACAUGGAACACAAUUUUUUUCCAAUUGCGGGUCCGUCGAAUGUUAACUACUACAGAGCUACGGAUAUUCCGACUCAGUACUACGGGCCGAAGGAUGGUCAGGAGGGGUGUUUUGUGAGUGAGGAAAAUGGUGAAGAUGGGAUGAGUAGUUUCUACGAUAUGACCAUUUGUCUAGAUUCGACGGAUGACGAACUAAGUGCAUUUGCGCGUGAACAGGAAGCUAUCUUAACGGAUGUAAUGGCUUCGGAUGAUAGUGAUCGAGACAAUCCAAUUAAGAUCUAUCCACUGCCAUCACCCCCAAAACCAGAAAGUGUUCGGGAAACGAUGCAUGAGUACGGAAUUGAAGAGCACACUUACACUCAACCCUUCUUUAGUGAUCCCCUCGAUGUUGCGCAAAGCGCUAGGAAGGAAGUUGGUUCGAUGGUACUUCAAGUUCGAGGUAAUGCUCUCAGUAUCUGUGAGGAGUUUAUCAGUUGUCUGGAGGACCUCGAAGGGUUGUCAAAGUGGCGUCAGAAGAAGUUCCAGAACGAAAUGGGUGAUUUCGUUGAGGGAAGUGAGAAAGUUAACAUCAAGGAGUUUAUGGCAACAGAAAAGAAUGAAAGGAUUGAACCACAAACAUCACCACCUAGCAUUUCGGCAGCAAGAACGUGGUUGAAGGUACGGGAAAAGGUUUCUGGGAAGAUAACGAUCGAAUCAGUGGACGUUGAUAGUCCUGUUAAAGUUAAGAGGGAGAAACAGAAGAUGAAUGCUGAAAGUCGAACAGAAGGAGACAUUGAGGAGUGCAAUGGACAAGCUAGAUGCUCCUUGACUUUCAAAAGUGAUCCAUUUGGGAGUGAUUCUCAAGUGAUCGACGCGUCACCGUCGUCGCUGGAGGUGUCGACGAAAGCCGAUGAGAAACCUUCACUGAAGACACGUCUGUCGUACUCAACGCGGCGUUUAGCACGGAAAUCACAGAGAUCGAAGCUAAAGAACGGUCACGGAUCACCAGAGACAUCGAGUCCGUCGGAUAAACUGAUUAGUGAAUUAUUGGAGAGGAAAUCCUACAUAAAGACUCUCAAUUUGUCCAGUGAUUCGUCAGCAGGCAAACAUGAUCCAGACGUCAGUACUAUCAAUGGGACGUUUGGGUUUGGGGAGGAUGUAGGCAAUAUGCGUUGCGCUAAGGCUUCCGUCGACUACAAUUUCCUCACAAUUUUCUCCCUGGAAUGUCAUGUUCUCACCCGUGGUGACUUCUGUCCAAAUCCUGACUUUGAUGGUAUCGUUGCCAUCUUCUACGCCAUUCAGAACAACGUCCCCGAAGACAGUACGACUCUUACGCAUGUUAGUGGUGUUAUCAUAGAUGACAUGUUCAGCAAUGAUUCAGGCUUACGACAUUCUGGCCUGGAAAUCAAUGCAAUUCAUGCGGAAAAUGAGAAGCAACUGCUAGAAAAACUCGUAGAACUAAUCAAAUACUGGGAUCCAGACAUUCUCUUGGGAUAUGAGAUUGAACUCAGCUCUUGGGGGUAUAUAAUUGAACGGGGAUACGUUUUAGGGAUCAACCUACCGAAUUCCCUAUCUCGGCUACGCGUAGCUGUUGAGGAAGUCAAGAAAAGCGAUGAGGAGAAAGAUGACGGCGUUGAGUACGAGUCAGACCUCAAGGUUCCCGGACGUAUAGUUCUGGAUGUUUGGCGUCUGAUGCGAGAAGAAAUCGCUCUGACGUCCUACACCUUCGAAAGCAUAGCCUAUCAUAUCCUACAUCGUCGCUACCCAAAACGUUCCCAUCGCGAUCUCACCAAACUCUGGCAUAGUCCUAAAUCGCGAUGGAUCGUCUUUGAGUACUUCCUCCUGCGGUCUCGGGGCACCCUGGAGAUCCUAGAUAAGCUAGAUCUCAUCGGUCGCACUAGUGAAUUGGCCAAACUCUUUGGCAUUCAGUUUUACGAAGUUCUAUCGAGAGGAUCGCAGUUCCGUGUCGAGAGUAUGAUGCUUAGAAUGGCCAAACCGCGUAACUUUGUUUCGGUGUCUCCUAGUAUACAACAGAGAGCUCAUAUGAGGGCUCCUGAGUAUUUGCCACUGAUUCUUGAACCAGAAUCACGCUUCUACGUCGAUCCGGUUAUCGUGCUGGACUUUCAGAGUCUCUACCCAAGCAUGAUGAUGGGCUACAACUACUGUUUCUCAACGUGCCUUGGAAGAGUGGAACAUCUUGGCGAAUCGGGACCCUUUGAGUUUGGAGCUUCUCAGCUCACAAUAGCACCUGAACAAGUGAAAAAGUUCCUGGAACGCGAUCUAAUCACUAUCUCGCCUUGUGGAGUGGUUUUCGUGAAAUCUGAAGUGCGUGAGGGUGUCUUGCCGCGAAUGCUGAAGGAAAUCCUCGAUACACGUUUCAUGGUGAAGAAGGCAAUGAAGAUUCAUUCAGAAUCCAGCCUUCAGAGGAUCCUACACUCACGCCAGUUGGGUUUAAAACUAAUGGCGAAUGUUACUUAUGGGUAUACAGCUGCGAAUUUUAGCGGAAGGAUGCCUUGUGUCGAAGUUGGAGACAGUGUGGUUAGUAAAGGUCGAGAAACUCUCCAGAGAGCCAUUGCUCUCGUUGAGGCCAACGAAAAGUGGAGAGUUAGAGUUGUUUACGGAGAUACAGAUUCACUGUUUGUCCUCGUACCGGGAAGGUCUCGGGAAGAAGCCUUUCGGAUCGGCAAUGAGAUUGUUGAAGCUGUUACUCAGGAUAAUCCAAAGCCUGUCAAGCUUAAGCUUGAGAAGGUAUACCAGCCUUGCAUUUUGCAAACCAAGAAAAGGUAUGUUGGGUACAUGUACGAAACUCCUGAUCAGAAAGAUCCUGUUUACGAGGCCAAAGGCAUUGAAACUGUUCGGAGAGAUGGGUGUCCGAUUGUGGGGAAAACACUGGAAAAAUGCCUCAGGAUACUUUUUGAAACGAGGGAUGUCAGCAUUAUCAAGCGCUACGUCUGUAGGCAGUUCACAAAGAUCCUCAGCGGAAAGGCAAAUGUGCAGGAUUUGGUGUUUGCCAAGGAAUUCCGAGGACUUAAUGGAUACAGGCCAGGUGCGUGUGUACCGGCUCUCGAACUUACUCGGAAAUGGAAGCAAAGCGAUCCAAGGAUGGAACCAAGAAAAGGCGAAAGAGUCCCGUAUGUUAUUGUUAAUGGACCGCCUGGACUGCCAUUGAUUAAGUUGGUUAAGAGUCCGAGGGACCUCCUGGGAGAUGAAGGCCUGAAAAUCAAUGCUUUCUACUACAUUCAGAAGGUUAUAAUCCCACCUCUGAAUCGAUGCCUCCUUUUAAUUGGAGUGGACGUCAAUGAUUGGUUCGCAAACAUGCCUAGAACAGCCACAUUUCUGCCAGCUGUCGCAACUGAGUCGACUUUAUUCAAAGGGAAAGGCGAGGCUAAGAAAAGCACAAUUUCUCAGUAUUUCGCCACAAGAAGUUGUGCUGCUGGAUGUGGAAACCAAACAAAUCAUGGAAUUUGCGAGAGCUGUCGAAAUCAACCUCAGAAAACUCUUCUUACAAUCUUCAAUAGAACUUCCACCCUUGAGAGGAAAUAUUGUGGAGUGAUGAAGAUCUGUCAGAUGUGCUGCGGCAGUGAUUGGGAGACGAACUGCUCUUCCUUGGACUGCCCUGUUCUCUUUAUUCGUACCCAAGCCUGGCGAGAGAAGAAGCAUGUGGACUUUGCAAUGAACGUCCUGGAGAAUCGCAUGUAAAUAGAUCGUACUUUUUUUUUUAGCUAUUUUGAACAAAUAAACUGUGAUUCAGUAUAAAAUUUGA
Molecule: messenger RNA, 6067 nt
Organism: Phlebotomus papatasi
Lineage: Eukaryota; Metazoa; Arthropoda; Insecta; Diptera; Psychodidae
Gene: DNApol-zeta
Product: DNA polymerase zeta catalytic subunit
Exons: 8
Coding region: 142-6003 (1953 amino acids)
Biological process (GO): double-strand break repair via homologous recombination; error-prone translesion synthesis
Cellular component (GO): nucleus; zeta DNA polymerase complex
Molecular function (GO): DNA-directed DNA polymerase activity; nucleotide binding; DNA binding
Source: RefSeq, a predicted model, not a curated record